Anolis sagrei ordinatus is the source of this 2994-nucleotide messenger RNA. It is a transcript of the gene CHST14, whose product is annotated as carbohydrate sulfotransferase 14. Gene Ontology annotation, cellular component: membrane. NCBI's taxonomy places the organism in Eukaryota, Metazoa, Chordata, Lepidosauria, Squamata, Anolidae. Gene Ontology annotation, biological process: carbohydrate biosynthetic process; dermatan sulfate proteoglycan metabolic process. The record is from RefSeq and is a predicted model, not a curated record. Gene Ontology annotation, molecular function: sulfotransferase activity.
UGCGCGGGGAGAGCAGGGGGCGUGGCUUCUUGGAAGAGGCGGGACAGGGAAAGGAGAAGUGGUCCUUCUGGCAUCCGAGAAGGGCCGUGCCGCCUGCGGGAAGCCGGGGCAGUGGCGAUGGGGCCUGCUUCCGCCCGCCGGCCGGCCUCCUGCGCCCGAGGGACCCGCUCCCGCGGCGCCGGCCUGAUGCUCCUUCCUUCCAUGCUGAUGUUCGGCGUGAUCGUGGCCUCCAGCGGCCUGCUCCUGAUGAUCGAGAAGGGCAUCCUGUCUGCGGUGAAGCCCCUGCCGCUGCCUCCCUCGCGGGGUGAAGUGUCCUGGCGGAGGGCCCCGGCGGCAGAGGGCGAGGAGGAGGGCGAGGCGGUGCUGCGGGACACCCGCAACCGGACCCUGCGCGCCGUCUGCGGGCAGAAGAGCAUGCCCGGCAGCGCCUGGGACCUUCCCGCGGGGCAGAGGAAGACCCUCCUCAAGCACAUCCUGGUCAGCGACAAGCACCGCUUCCUCUACUGCUACGUGCCCAAGGUGGCCUGCUCUAACUGGAAGCGCAUCCUGAAGGUCUUGGGCGGCGCCCUGGAGAGCGUGGAGGUCAAGCUCAAGAUGGACCACCGGCGGGACCUGGUCUUCCUGGGCGACCUCAAGCCCGACGAGAUCCGCUACCGCCUCAAGCACUACUUCAAGUUCCUCUUCGUGCGGGACCCCAUGGAGCGCCUGCUCUCCGCCUACAGGAACAAAUUCGGAGAGAUCAAGGAGUACCAGCUCAAGUACGGCGUGGAGAUCGUCAAAAGGUACCGGAAGAACCCCGGGAAGACCGCCGGGGACGACGUCACCUUUUCCGAAUUCCUCCGCUUCCUCUUGGACGAGGAGCCGGAGAGGAUGAACGAGCACUGGAUGCCCAUUUACAACUUGUGCCAGCCCUGCGCCGUGAGGUACGACUUUAUCGGAUCCUACGAAAGACUGAAGGAAGAUGCCGAUUACGUCCUGGAAAGGAUCCAGGCGCCUUCUUUCGUACGCUUCCCAGAGCGGCAGUCGUGGUACAAACCAGUCACUCCCGAAACCCUGCAUUAUUAUUUGUGUAACACACCAAGGGACCUUAUCGAACAACUAUUUCCAAAGUACAUACUGGAUUUCUCUUUGUUUGCGUACCCUCUUCCAAACAUUACGACUGAAUCUUGUAGGCAAUGAACUUUUCCCAUUGUAAAUCCUAUGCAAUUACCCCUGUGAAAAUAUUCCCUACACCAAGCAGGUACUGGCUUGUUCAGUAGACUCUCCUCUACAGUUAUAUUCCCGACACUAAAGUCCUUCAGGCCUGUAUACUACGAGGGUUAUCCCGAAAGUAAGGUUACAAGAUGUUUUGAAAAUACAAAGAAUGAAUAUAUGAGGAUUGAAUGAAAAGAUGGCAGUACUGGUAUGCGGCAGGUACUGGCUUGUUCAGUAGACUCUCCUCUACAGUUAUAUUCCCGACACUAAAGUCCUUCAGGCCUGUAUACUACGAGGGUUAUCCCGAAAGUAAGGUUACAAGAUGUUUUGAAAAUACAAAGAAUGAAUAUAUGAGGAUUGAAUGAAAAGAUGGCAGUACUGGUAUGCGGCAGGUACUGGCUUGUUCAGUAGACUCUCCUCUACAGUUAUAUUCUUGACACUAAACUCCUUCAGGCCUGUAUACUACGAGGGUUAUCCGGAACGUAAGGUUACAAGAUGUUUUUAAAAUACAAAGAAUGAAUAUAUGAAGAUUGAAUGAAAAGAUGGCAGUACUGGUAUGCCGCAGGUACUGCCUUGUUCAGUAGACUCUCCUCUACAGUUUUAUUCCCGACACUAAACUCCUUCAGGCCUGUAUACUGCGAGGGUUAUCCGGAAAGUAAGGUUACAAGGUGUUUUUAGAAUACAAAGAAUGAAUAUAUGAGGAUUGAAUGAAAAGUUGGCAGUACUGGUAUGCCGCAGGUACUGGCUUGUUCAGUAGACUCUCCUCUACAGUUUUAUUCCCGACACUAAACUCCUUCAGGCCUGUAUACUGCGAGGGUUAUCCGGAAAGUAAGGUUACAUGAUGUUUUUAAAAUACAAAGAAUGAAUAUAUGAGGAUUGAAUGAAAAGAUGGCAGUACUGGUAUGCGGCAGGUACUGGCUUGUUCAGUAGACUCUCCUCUACAGUUAUAUUCCCGACACUAAACUCCUUCAGGCCUGUAUACUACGAGGGUUAUCUGGAAAGUAAGGUUACAUGAUGUUUUUAAAAUACAAAGAAUGUAUAUAUGAGGAUUGAAUGAAAAGUAAUGCCUCCAUCUUCGUAACUCCUCAGUAGGCAGUACUGGUAUAUGGCAGGCACUGGCUUGUUCAGUAGACUCUCCUCUAGUGUUAUAUUCCAGAUACUAAACUCAUGAGGACAAUCGUUUACAUGAGGACAAUCGUUUUAUACUGUAUCUAUUUUUAUUUCAGUACUAAAAUAAGAGUUCAGCCCCUCCCCGAAAUGUUUCAGAUUAAAGAAAGCCCGGUUUAAUUAUGAAUUAGUUAACCCAGACAGGCCCUAUGUCCCAGGACAUGACCCCAGGUUUUUGAUUUAUCCCAGAUUAUCUGGCAGUGGGGACUCAUAUAAUCCAGGUUAAAUCAGAAAAUCUGGGGUCAGAUCCCAGUUUAUAUAUGAAUUGGUUAACUAGGGUCCUUCCAGACAGGCCAUAUAUCCCAGGAUAUGACCCCAGGUUUAUCCCAGAUUAUCUGGCAGUGCGGACUCAUAUAAUCCAGGUUAAAUCAGAAAAUCUGGGAUCAGAUCCUGGGAUAUAGCACCUGUCUGGAAGGGCCCUGGUUAACCAAAACCGUUUUUUUUUUCUUCUUCCAACCUGAAACAUCUCAGGGAGGGGGUUGAACCCUUACACACACACACACACACACCCGUACAGGCCUGAACUCCUUGUUCUAUGCGUUGCCUUUACAUCAAAAGUAGCUUUAACUUUUGUAUAAUAUGUAUAUACGCUGCUGCAAUGAGCACAAUAUUUUUUUGAAACUUUGCCCAGGG